Molecule: messenger RNA, 4772 nt
Organism: Rhineura floridana
Lineage: Eukaryota; Metazoa; Chordata; Lepidosauria; Squamata; Rhineuridae
Product: KIAA0319 ortholog
Exons: 21
Biological process (GO): neuron migration; negative regulation of dendrite development
Cellular component (GO): plasma membrane; cytoplasmic vesicle
Source: RefSeq, a predicted model, not a curated record
GCAAUCCUGUAUAGGUGGGACAAAAUCCUUUGUUCCUCCGCAGAGGGCCAAACGUUUUAGCCACCCCUCAAGGCUUGGAGUGGACAUUUCCAGGCUCCCUCCGGUGAAAGGGAAUUUGAACGGCUCCUCUCCUAACAGGAGAGUUGGGUGGAGCUCAGGCAUCGCCCCCUACUGGCGGGGUUAGGAUUCAGCCCUGAGGCUGGGAGGUGUUUAUGGGUGACGAAUGCGCCCUGGUGGCUCCGGUGGGGAAGCAAAGUGAAGAAGGAAAACCAGGCGUUCGUGUUUUUGCAUGAGUUGCUUUCAUUUCGUUAGGGAAAGCAGCGUGAAAAAGCCUUGCGGGCAUCGAUCGCCCAUCCUUUGCUAGCUGGGCCUAAUAGUGCCCACACCCACUUUUUUUUUUUUUGCCCUUGGUUAAAAAAAGAAGAAGCUGCCAUCAGCACCUGCUCCGUACUGCAAAUCUUCGGGAAGACGACGAGGAGAAGCAGAUGGGACACCGAAAGAUACCGCCGUGCCUCGCCGAAGGGUCAGCUGCCGACCCUGGCGCCGCCUGAUUUCCCUCCCCCCCCCCCCCGCGGUAAUCACCAGGCCCCCAGCGGGAUAUUGGAGAGAAUUGGAAGAAACUAACAAUAAGGUUUUAUGCACAGACUUCAGACUACUACCUCGAACUGCAGUUGUUUCCUUUUAAGCAAGAAUGGCUUUUGGGCUAGGACUAGGAUCCUUCUGCUUACUCUUGGGGUUUUUAAGAGGGUGUUUCUGUGAACAGUGCAGAGAAGGAGCCAAGUACUCAGAUGCAAUAAUAUCUCCCAAUUUAGAAACAACUAAAAUUAUGGGGGUACCCCAUGCUGUGUCGGUGUCAGACUGCACAGCAGCCUGUUGUGAUCUUUCUGACUGUGACUUAUCUUGGAUGUUUGAAAGGCAUUGCUACCUUGUCAGUUGUCAACAUAAAGGAAACUGUGAGCCCAGGAAAAUGGAGAAAGUGAAGUCCUAUUUGACCUUUGUGCUAAGGCCUGCACAGAGGCCCUCUGCACUGCUGGGGUACGGGCAGAAGCCAUCAAAUGUCAUCCGCUCUGUGGUGCUGCAAGGUGACCCAUCGGAGGAAGCUAGCAGCCUAAAGGAACUGUCCUUCCUCAGCAAAGAACAUAGUCUUGAGAAGACCCCGGCAUAUCAGGAUGAAUAUGGAGAUAUGGAGCAGAACCCUUUUCAGUUGAGCCUCAAGCAAGAAGAGAAGGAGAAUGUGAACUAUGCUGACUGGAGUUUGAUGGCGACCACUGAAAAUGACUUCAACUCUUCAGGGUUCAGCGAUGGAGACAAACAUGCUGACCUAGCAGGUCAUGAAGAAGAGAGAGGUCAUUUGGAAACUCCUGUAAGUGCAAAUGAAUCUGAAGGGAAUCCUGUCACUGAACAUCCCAGAGAGUUGCCAGAGAUUAUGAUGGACCUGAUGGAGAAAUCUGCAAAUGAAUUAGAUUUUCAACCACCUAAUGAAGCCAACAGCACCUGGCAGGAAGAGGUUUUAACAACUUCCCAUAAUCCUCCUUCUUCAGACACCCUGGGAUUUCUCUCCACCUCUGCUGCAGAAACUCGAACAUCAGACCUGAGUAAUCUUCUGCAAGACAAAACCACAUCCCUUCCCAUCAGUACUGUUGCCACCUAGCUCCCUGCCACAGAUGAAGCAUCAUUUCCCACCGCUGUCAACAAAGCAGUAAAAGAACUCGUAGUGUCGGCUGGAGAUAAUCAACAAGUAACUUUACCAGAAAAUGAAGUUGAAUUGCAUGCAUUUGUAGUUACACCAUUACUUUCAGAAUCAGCCUAUAGUUAUGAGUGGAGCUUGAUCAGUCAUCCUGAUGGCUAUGACAGUGAAAUGGAGGGCAGGCACACCCCAACCCUGAAACUUUCUCAACUGCCAGUAGGUGCCUAUGACUUCAAAGUGACUGUUUCUGCUGAAAAUGCAUUUGGAGAAGGAAUUGUAAAUGUCACUGUUCAACCAGCAGUCAGAAUAAAUCAGCCGCCUGUUGCUGUCGUCUCUCCCAAAGUGCAGGAGAUUUCUUUUCCUACCGCUUCUGUUUUCAUUGAUGGAAAUCGUAAUAUGGAUGAGACGAAAAUAGUGAGUUACCACUGGGAAGAAAUUGAAGGUCCACCCAGAGAAAAGAAGGCAUCAGCUAAUACACCAGUGUUACAUCUGUCUAACCUCAGUCCUGGCAAUUACACUUUCAGGUUAACCGUCACUGACUCUGGUGGAGCAGCUAACUCCACGGUAGCUUCUUUGAGAGUCAAUAAAAAAGUGGAUUAUCCUCCUAUUGCCAAUGCAGGGCCAAAUCAGGCAAUCAGUUUGCCUGAAAACACCAUCACAGUGAAUGGAAACCAGAGCAAUGAUGAUCACGAGAUAGUCAGCUAUAAGUGGUCCCUGAGCCCCAAAAGUAAAGGCAAAGUGGUAGCAAUGCAGGGGGUGAGGAGUCCUUAUCUCCAGUUAUCUUCAAUGCAAGAAGGCAAUUAUACUUUCCAGCUGACUGUUACCGAUUCUGCUGAACAGCAGGCUACAGCAGAAGUCACUGUGAUUGUCCAGCCGGAAAAGAAUAGCCCUCCAACAGCUGUGGCUGGCCCAGAUAAGAAGUUGAUGUUUCCUGUCCAGAGCACUAUUCUUGAUGGAAGCAUGAGCACUGAUGACUUAGGCAUUGUUUACUAUCAUUGGGAAAAUAUUAGCGGGCCAAGCUCUUUGCAAAUGGAAAAUGUCAGUAGCGCAAUAGCAACUGUCACAGGUCUGCAGGUUGGAACUUACCAUUUCAGACUGACCGUAGAAGACAUUCAAGGACUAAGUAGCACUGCCACAAUUUCUGUGACUGUUAAGGAGGAAAGUAACCAUCCACCCCAGGCUCAUGCAGGUGGCAAACAUAUCCUUGUUCUGCCCAAUAACUCUAUUGCUUUGGAUGGCUCACAAUCUACUGAUGACCAAGGAAUUGUGGCUUAUCUCUGGAUUCGGGAUGGCCAGAGCCCAGCAGCUGGAGAUGUGAUACAUGGCUCGGAUCAUGAGGCCAUUUUGCAGUUGACUAAUCUUGUAGAAGGGAGCUAUUAUUUUCACUUGAAAGUCACCGAUGGCAAAGGAGAUUCAGACAUCGACACAGCUAUUGUGGAAAUACGGCCUGAUCCUAAGAAAAAUGGACUUGUGGAACUGAUCUUGCAAGUUGGAGUUGGCCAGCUGACUGAACAACAGAAAGACACUCUUGUGCGACAGCUAGCAAUGCUACUGAAUGUCUUAGAUUCAGAUAUUAAAGUUCAGAAGAUACAUGCUCAUUCUGAUAUCAGCACAGCUGUUGUGUUCUAUGUUCAGAAUGGGCAUCCUUUUAAAGUGAUAAAGGCACUGGAUAUUGCACAGAUACUACGUUUGCAACUCUUAAAGGAGAAGCCAGACUUCCUGCUUUUUAAAGUGCUUCGUGUUGACACUGCUGCUUGCCUCUUAAAAUGCUCUGGUCAUGGACACUGUGACCCCAUCACAAAGCAUUGCAUUUGCUAUCAAAUGUGGAUGGAGAAUUUGAUAAAGCAGUACCUAAACAGUGGAGAGAGUAACUGCGAAUGGAGCAUACUUUAUGUAACGGCAUCUGCUUGCAUUUUGCUUGUGCUGAUGGCGGGGUUAGCGUGGCUCUGCAUCUGCUGUUGCAAAAGCAGAAAGAGGACUAAAACACGAAAGAAAACAAAAUACACAAUUUUGGAUAAUAUAGAUGAUCAGGAGAGAAUGGAGCUCAGGCCCAAAUACGGUGUAAAACACCGAAGUACAGAACACAAUUCCAGACUGAUGGUUUCAGAGUUUGAGUCUGACAUUGAUCAAGACACUAUCUUCAGCAGAGAGAAGACUGAAAGAGAGAACUCAAGGAACAUCAUGAAUGGUUCCAUGAAAAAUGGUGUCUCCUUCAGCUACAGCUCAAGGACAGAUAAAUGAAGAGGAUGCAAUGAAAGGAUAUGCUAAGGCUAAACUGAUCCUCAUCCCCCUUGCCCCCCAAAACCUUUAUAUUGGUGGCAGUUGGAAUGAUAAACAUCCUGAAUAUAGAAGAGGAAAUUGACACAAUGCACUCUCUUUAUUUCUUUAACAGAUAACACCUUUUAAUCCGCCACAUGGGAAAGGUGGAAGGGUUUUUAAGUCUAACUUAUUGCAGAUGGUUUCCAUAUAAAAGGUUACUACUGUUCAAGACUGUUCAUUAGGAGAAUCACAUAUGAAAGCUCCCUUAUAUUGUUUCCGAUAGAAAAUAGCAGCUAUGCAUCGACAUGGAAACACAUCAGUAUGCAAAUCUACCUUUAGUUAUUAAAAGCAGUGUAUGCAGUCUUGAUUUCCAUACACUUUUUAGUUGAAGAAACAAGAGGGUUGAUGAAAAGGUGUUUGUGAUGCCUGCUUUGGUAAGGCAGUAGAAUUGAAAUUCUUUUGUAAAAGGUCCCAAGGCAUUAUCUGAAUGCACAUGAUAGAGCAACCUUACUGCACCAAAGUAGGUUAGUAUUCAGAUGGGAGGCUGCCUGCCUAGCAAGGACAAUUUUAUUGAAGCAAAAAAGGAUUUCAAUAAAAUAUGAAGUUCCCCUAAGCCUAGAUAUACCUUCCUCAUGUGUGUGGAUGGUAUCAUUUUGGCUCCAUAAGGAUCUACACUCAGAGAAUUAAAUUGGCUUUUAGUGUUAUAUGAUGAUGGAACAUGCAAUGUGCCACCAAUUUGAUCCUGUUUUGCAUUUUUACUGAAGUCAGGCUUGCAGAAUCAUUUCAUAUCUUUGAAAACUGCAGCUUUUAUGGGUACACAGAUUUA